Molecule: messenger RNA, 327 nt
Organism: Trichoderma aggressivum f. europaeum
Lineage: Eukaryota; Fungi; Ascomycota; Sordariomycetes; Hypocreales; Hypocreaceae
Exons: 2
Coding region: 1-327 (108 amino acids)
Cellular component (GO): cytosolic small ribosomal subunit
Molecular function (GO): structural constituent of ribosome
Source: RefSeq, a predicted model, not a curated record
AUGGCGCCCGCAGCUGGAGCAAAGAAGCAAAAGAAGAAGUGGUCCAAGGGCAAGGUCAAGGACAAGGCCCAGCACGCCGUCCUGCUCGACAAGACCAUCUCCGAGAAGCUGUACAAGGAUGUCCAGUCCUACCGCCUCGUCACCGUUGCCGUCCUGGUCGACCGAAUGAAGAUCAACGGCUCCCUCGCCCGCCAGUGCAUCCGCGACCUCGAGGAGAAGGGCAUGAUUAAGCCGGUCGUCACUCAUAGCAAGAUGAAGAUCUACAGUACGACUCACCAACAGUUCCCCCCCUUUGUGCGCGCCUUGGAAGAUGACAAGAGACACUGA